Messenger RNA from Spodoptera littoralis (African cotton leafworm), 1389 nucleotides. Lineage: Eukaryota; Metazoa; Arthropoda; Insecta; Lepidoptera; Noctuidae. The record is from the annotation of a GenBank genome assembly.
AUGUUAGGAAAGAGGAUGAACCAUAAUAGCAAAGGAAGACUAGCAAGCAAAGGCCAUGAUAAUGGUAAACCUUCAAGCCCAGGUAUUUCACCUUAUAACAAACCAGCUAAAAUACCAGGUGCUGUAUCUGCUGGGAAAACUAAAAUAGAGUUAUGUCCAAUCCCUUACAUAAAGAUACAAGACAAUGCUGUACAUCUACCUCGCUUCACAGCUAUCGCAGCAAGGUCUGCAGAUGAACCUAUCGGGAUGGACGAAUUGGAUUCUCUACAACUAGAGCUUGAGUCUCUUUUGGGUAAUACAGCUCUUCGUAUAAGAUAUUUCCAGUCUGAAAUUGAGAGUAUUGACACAAAUGAGUCCAAGAGGGAAAAGAAAGGUAAAGCUGCUGGCAAACAACUACAGUAUCCUGUGAAAAGAAAGUUUCCAGAUGAUAAAUUUGUGAAAACCAAUAGCACCAAGUUGUCGAACCAGCCUAAAGUGCCUAAGUUCAAAAACAUGUCCAAUGCCUCUUCAGGUGGAUCUCACAAUUACACUAAUGAUGUAGCUAAUUCAGACAAUUCAGUAAAACUGGAACUAUCACAAUUUGCACUGCCAAAGAAUAAUAUUCCAUAUAAAUUCUGGAGCUCGGUUGAUCCUUAUUGUGCUCCUGUUACAUUAGAUGAUAUAAAAUUUUUGGAGUCUUUGUUAGCUCAGAGCAGCAAUGCUACACUGCCACCAAUACCACCACUAGGCCGUCACUACUCUGAAGUAUGGGCUGAUGAACAUCUCGCUGAGGAUCAGAAUGCUUCCAAUCCAAACAAACAAAAAUCAUCAAUGUCUCCUGAAGCUUCUAAUAUUCGUAAGAAACUUGAAAAAUCAAAUGAAAAUUUGAUAACUGGUCCAUUGACUCAAAGAUUGGUAUCAGCACUUAUGGAAGAAAAUCUGAUGAACUAUGAAGUGCCUGACAUUAAAGUCAAACAGACAACAAACACUAAGAGUAGCUAUAAGAAUUCCCUAACAUUAGAAAAAUGUCUAAGAAAAGAGUUAGUAGAACAAGGUAUAUUGGAUCCUGAAGAUUUGCCACCUCUGACGAACCCUGCUGAUGACGAAAUACUGGCAGAAAUAAAAAAAUGCCAGACAGAACUGACUGCAGUAAAGAAAGACAAUUGUCGUAAUCUGAAACAUCUUAUUGGGCUAUGUAAACAAGAAAUGAUUAGACUGAAUCUGAAGAAACAACUUGAUCAAGUUGAUAUGGAGUGUAUUGAUAUUUAUAAGAAAAUGGUGGCUGCAAAGCAGAAGAAGAGACCUAUUACUAAGAAGGAAAAAGAGGAUGCUUGGAGAGCUAUAAAUGAACAGAUCAGGCUAAAUAAAGAAAUUAAUGCUUUGCCUUUAACAGGUCCAAAUUCAAGCUAA